AUGCAUGGUGCACUUGUAUCCCAUUUUGAUAACUGUCAUCAUUCUGAGAGUUGUAUUUGUAAACCAGUGCGAGGGCUAUCUGUUAUUGAUAUAUGUAACAAGGGAAUCAUAGGAGUUUGUGGUAAGGGAGAUAAUAACAGAGUAAGCUCCGACAAAUCUGAAGAUAUGCCAAGGUAUUUGAAGCGGUUGAAGAGGUUAGAAAUUCAAUAUUCAUUUGAAAGUCGUUUUUCUUGUGCAAGGGAUCCUUCAAUGGAUCAACCCUUUGCUCCUGAUGGACUUCCACACUUGCACGGAAGUUUCAAAUCUCCUGUAUAUAUUGAUUCUGAGUGUACUACGAUGAACAUGGACCUGCUACAAAGAAGUCCUUCCCAGGUCAGUAGUGGAAAUAGCAAUGAUGUCAUUGAUACAUCUGAAAGACAGAAUAAGGAGAAUGUGUCCAGUUCCCCUGAAGUGGUCAUUGUUGAUCAUAAACCAGAGGAGAUGAAGCUUACAAGCCAUAGUGACAUCAGAAAUAAAGUCCCAGAUGAUUCUGCUACACAUACUUAUAGGAAUUUGCCUGUUCCCUCGGAAGAGCUUGUUGCUCAUGAAAAAGAGGGUAUACAGGUCAGGGCCAAGUUCAGUGAGUCCGCACCAGGAAUUAAAUCAGAUAAAUCAAUUAAAAAAUCUGUUUCUAUGAUUGAACAUUUCACAGCAAAGCAACUAAAGGAACAUAUAUCGAGUCUUGGCUGGUGUACUGAUCAGGAAGUAGGAGAAAACACUAAUGCACAUGGUGCAAGGGAAAACUUGUGCCAGUUGUGUGGCAUGGAGAACCUUUCAUUUGCAGCAGCACCAAUAUAUUGUUCAUCUUGUGAUGGCCGUAUCAAGCCCAGGGUGGCUUAUUACUGCACUCCAGAUGGUAGUGGUACAUGUCAUUGCUUCUGUACUUCAUGCUAUAGGAAGGCCAGAGGUUCACUUGUAACCCUAAAUGGAACUGUUAUCACCAAGGCAGUGCUGGAUAAGAAGCGGAAUGAUGAGGAAAAUGAUGAACCAUGGGUUCAAUGUGAUAAAUGUGAUGGGUGGCAGCACCAGAUAUGUGCUCUCUUCAAUGAUAAAAUGGAUUUGGACGGAAAAGCUGAGUUUAUUUGUCCAAAUUGCUACUUGAAGGAAAUGGAUAUGGGGAAGCACAGGCCCCUACCAUCAGGUGUUUCUUUUUCUGCAAAAGAACUUCCAAGAUCAAAGCUUAGUGAUCACAUAGAGAAGCGGCUUUUUAGGCGUCUCAAGGAAGAAAGAGAAGAUAGGGCUGAGAUGGAAGGGAAGAGCAUUGAUGAGGUACCUGGAGUAGAAGAUCUCGUUGUUAGAGUGGUUUUCUCCAUCAACAAACAGCUAAAAGUGGGGAAGUGGCUUUCAGAUAUGUUUCAUGACGUGAACUAUCCAUCUGAAUUCCCAUACAGAUCAAAGGUGAUUCUCUUGUUUCAGAAGAUUGAAGGGGUAGAUGUCUGUCUUUUUGCAAUGUUCGUCCAGGAGUUUGGUUCUGAAUGCCAUCACCCAAAUCAGCGCUGUGUUUAUAUUUCAUAUCUUGAUUCUGUCAAGUACUUCAGGCCUGAGACAAAAACAGUUACUGGAGAAGCUCUUCGUACCCUCGUUUACCACGAAAUAUUGAUAGGGUACCUUGAUUACUGCAAGAAGCGAGGUUUUGCUAGCUGCUUUUUAUGGGCUUGUCCCCCUGUGAAGGGAGAGGACUAUAUUUUGCAUUGCCAUCCAGAGAUUCAGAAAACACCAAAGUCUGAUAAGCUGCGGCAAUGGUAUGAAUCGAUGCUGAGAAAAGCAGGAGUAGAAGUCAUCACGAAUUUAACUAAUUUGUAUGAUCAAUUCUUUGAACUUCCUGGAGAUUGCAACACCAAGGUAACAGCAUCUCGUUUGCCACUUUUCGAUGGGGAUUAUUGGUCAGGCGUUGCAGAGGACAUGAUCAGGAAUAUUGAAGAAGAAAGUGGAGAGGGAUUGCAGAAAAAGGUCAAUAAACUACUAUCAGAGAGAAGUUUAAAAGCCAUGGGACAGACCAAUCAAUCUAAUGAUGCUGCUAAAGAUAUUCUACUGAUGGACAAAUUGGGGCAGACUAUAUUACCAAUGAAGGAAGACUUUAUUGUGGCUCACUUGCAAUUUGUUUGUACACAUUGCCAUAAAGUGAUACUCUCUGGAAGCAAAUGGUGCUGCAGUCAAUGCAGAAAUUUUCAGCUGUGUGAAAGAUGCCAUAACACUGAGCUUGGCCAGAAUCAGAUAAAUGCACAUGUUUUCAACAAGAAGGGAAGGCAUAUUAUCUCUGAGGUUCUGGUGAAAGAUAUUCCUUUUGAUACAGAGGAUAACGAUAUUUGUGUAAAUAAUGAUUUCUUUGACAAUAGACAAGCUUUCUUGAGUUUCUGUCAAGAAAACCACUAUCAAUUUGAUACAUUACGGCAAUCCAAGCAUUCGUCUAUGAUGAUUCUAUAUCAUCUUCAUCAGUCAUCUGUGGUAUCUGUUAGGGGCACAGAGAGUAAAGAGGAGGCCAAGCAGAGAAAAGCAGAAUUGUCGGCUGUUGGUUGUACAGAGCUUCAUAGACAGCAGCGUUAUUUUAUUGCAGACCCAUUACUGGCAGCUUAUUCUCUGCUUUAUCUGUAUCGUUUGGUUGCUCUGAGUCACCCGUCUUCGUACCCACGUUGCCUUCAAAUCAAAAGGCUGUUCCACCAUGCAAGUAAAUGCAGUCUUCGAGUUUCUGGAGGUUGUCAACCCUGUAAGAAGGCCUGGUUGAUACUGAUUAUGCACUCCAAGCGUUGUGGAAGUUCAGAUUGCAAAGUACCACGGUGCAGAUUCUCAGUUGAUUUUUUGCUGAGAUUAUUGGUUGUCAUUGUUGAAUAUUUUGCUCUUCACUGGUCUAUAGAUAGGGAAAGAUUUAUCUGUUGUGUUGGCGGUUGGAAGUGGUCACACAAGGAACCGAAGGCACAGGAGGAGGAAGAGGUGAGUCUGGAGCUGCAGAAUUCAAGAGGGCUUCUAGAUGAAGAGGAACUUGGGGAUCGGGGGAAGGAUCUGAGGAUAGAUGCAAAGAGUCACUGCAAGGCAAACAUGGUGAACUCGUUAAUGAAUGAGAAGAACCAACAUUAG
Molecule: messenger RNA, 3111 nt
Organism: Malania oleifera
Lineage: Eukaryota; Viridiplantae; Streptophyta; Magnoliopsida; Santalales; Ximeniaceae
Product: probable histone acetyltransferase HAC-like 1
Exons: 14
Coding region: 1-3111 (1036 amino acids)
Biological process (GO): positive regulation of transcription by RNA polymerase II
Cellular component (GO): histone acetyltransferase complex; transcription regulator complex
Molecular function (GO): histone acetyltransferase activity; transcription coactivator activity; zinc ion binding
Source: RefSeq, a predicted model, not a curated record